Echinops telfairi (small Madagascar hedgehog) is the source of this 3030-nucleotide messenger RNA. RefSeq names its product transient receptor potential cation channel subfamily C member 4 associated protein (gene TRPC4AP). The transcript is spliced from 19 exons. Lineage: Eukaryota; Metazoa; Chordata; Mammalia; Afrosoricida; Tenrecidae. Gene Ontology annotation, molecular function: phosphatase binding. Gene Ontology annotation, biological process: ubiquitin-dependent protein catabolic process. The record is from RefSeq and is a predicted model, not a curated record. The coding region runs from base 1 to 2370 and encodes 789 amino acids. Gene Ontology annotation, cellular component: Cul4A-RING E3 ubiquitin ligase complex.
AUGGCGGCGGCGCCAGCGGCGGCUGGGUCUGGGGCCGGCCGAGGGCGACGGGCGGCGGCAACGGCGGCGGCCUGGGGUGGCUGGGGCGGCCGGCCGCGGCCCGCAAACAUUUUGCUACAGCUACGGCAGAGCCAGCUAACCGGCCGGGGCCUGGUCCGGGCCGUGCAGUUCACUGAAACUUUUUUGGCGGAGAGAGACAAACAAUCCAAAUGGAGUGGAAUUCCCCAGCUGCUCCUUAAGUUGUAUGCAACCAGCCACCUCCACAGUGACUUCGUUGAGUGCCAAAACAUCCUCAAGGACAUAUCUCCUCUGCUCUCCAUGGAGGCCAUGGCAUUUGUCACUGAAGAGAGAAAACUUACUCAAGAAACCACUUAUCCAAACACGUAUAUUUUUGACUUGUUUGGAGGUGUUGAUCUCCUUGUAGAAAUUCUUAUGAGGCCCACAGUCUCUAUUCGGGGACAGAAACUGAAGAUAAGUGAUGAAAUGUCCAAGGACUGCUUGAGCAUCCUGUAUAACACCUGUGUCUGUACGGAAGGAGUCACAAAGCGCCUGGCAGAAAAGAAUGAUUUUGUGAUCUUCCUGUUUACACUUAUGACAAGUAAGAAAACAUUCUUACAAACCGCAACCCUCAUUGAAGAUAUUUUGGGCGUUAAAAAGGAAAUGAUCCGACUAGAUGAAGUCCCCAAUCUGAGUUCCUUAGUAUCCAAUUUCGAUCAGCAGCAGCUUGCGAAUUUCUGCCGGAUUCUGGCUGUCACUAUUUCGGAGAUGGACACAGGGAAUGAUGACAAGCACACUCUUCUUGCCAAAAAUGCUCAGCAGAAGAAGAGCUUGAGCUUGGGGCCUUCAGCUGCUGAAAUCAACCAAGCGGCCCUUCUCAGUAUCCCCGGCUUUGUUGAGCGCCUUUGCAAACUGGCAACCCGCAAGGUGUCAGAGUCGACGGGCACAACUACCUUCCUUCAGGAGUUGGAGGAGUGGUACACGUGGCUGGACAAUGCUUUGGUGCUGGAUGCCUUGAUGCGAGUGGCCAACGAGGAAUCUGAGCAUAACCAAGGGGCUUCUGAGGAGAAUGGCCUGCCUCACACUUCCACUAGGACCCAGCUGCCCCACUCAAUGAAGAUUAUGCAUGAAAUAAUGUACAAAUUGGAAGUGCUCUAUGUCCUCUGCGUACUGUUGAUGGGCCGUCAGCGCAACCAGGUCCACAGGAUGAUUGCAGAAUUCAAGCUGAUACCAGGGCUUAAUAACUUGUUUGACAAGCUGAUUUGGAGGAAGCAUUCAGCAUCUGCCCUUGUCCUCCACGGUCACAACCAGAACUGUGAUUGUAGCCCGGACAUCACCCUGAAGAUACAGUUUUUGAGGCUUCUCCAGAGUUUCAGUGACCACCAUGAGAACAAGUACCUGCUGCUCAACAACCAGGAGCUGAACGAGCUCAGUGCCAUCUCGCUCAAGGCCAACAUUCCGGAGGUGGAAGCCGUCCUCAACACUGACAGGAGUCUGGUGUGUGAUGGAAAGAGAGGCUUGUUGACACGCCUGCUGCAGGUCAUGAAGAAGGAGCCGGCCGAGUCAUCCUUUAGGUUUUGGCAAGCUCGGGCUGUGGAGAGCUUCCUCCGAGGGACCACCUCCUAUGCAGACCAGAUGUUCCUGCUGAAGCGAGGCCUUUUGGAGCACAUCCUGUACUGCAUUGUGGACAGCGAAUGUAAGUCCAGGGAUGUGCUCCAAAGCUACUUUGACCUGCUGGGGGAGCUGAUGAAGUUCAAUGUUGACGCCUUCAAGAGGUUCAAUAAAUACAUCAACACUGAUGCAAAGUUCCAGGUGUUCCUGAAGCAGAUCAACAGCUCGCUGGUGGACUCGAACAUGCUGGUGCGCUGUGUCACCCUGUCCCUGGACCGAUUUGAAAACCAGGUGGACAUGAAAGUGGCUGAGGUCCUGUCCGAGUGCCGCCUGCUUGCCUACAUAGCCCAGGUGCCCACACAGAUGUCCUUCCUCUUCCGCCUCAUCAACAUCAUCCACGUGCAGACGCUGACCCAGGAAAAUGUCAGCUGCCUCAACACCAGUCUGGUGAUUCUGAUGCUGGCCCGGCGGAAAGAGCGGUUGCCCCUGUACCUGCGGCUGCUGCAGCGGAUGGAGCACAGCAAGAAGUACCCAGGCUUCCUGCUCAACAACUUCCACAACCUGCUGCGCUUUUGGCAGCAGCAUUACCUGCACAAGGACAAGGACAGCACCUGCCUGGAGAAUAGCUCCUGCAUCAGCUUCUCAUACUGGAAGGAGACGGUGUCCAUCCUGCUGAACCCAGACCGCCAGUCGCCCUCCGCCCUCGUCAGCUACAUCGAGGAGCCCUACAUGGACAUAGACAGGGACUUCACUGACGAGUGACCUUGGCAGGCUGCUGGGCUGGGCUGGGCCAGUUCGGUGAGCGUGGGUACUUGUGCCACACGCCCUGCUCCCGUCCUUCCCCCACCUCCCUGCUGCUCUCUGCCUGCCCCAGGUCUUCAGUGCAGGCUUGGUGGGGGGCACGUCUUAGAAGUCCUUGGGCCUAAGGGCCCCAGGUCACUGGGGAGCCUCAGUUCCCUCCAGCCCUGUGAUGAGGACAGGGCACUGUGCCCCCUUUCCCUUCAGGAUCUAGCGGUAAAGGGGCGUUUCAAACAGCUGUCUGAGCUCAACUGUCAGUCCCAGGAUGGGGAGGGGAGACCGGGGCACCCUCCUCUCAAUCUGUGAGCCAGGCUUCUGAGCCCUGGGCAGGGGUGGGGGAGAAGAGAAUGCCCCCCAGCCUGCCCACCUGCCCCACCUGUUCUCUGGUUCUGUUUGCUCAUUGGCCACUGUGUUCAUCCUGUGGGGUUCCCUCUAGAAGUGAAGGGUCCUCCUCUCCCUGUGGGGCCCCGGGGUGGCUGUGCCCAACCCCAGAGCAGGGUGUCCUGACCAAGCUCCCACACAGGCGCCUGGCUGGAGCCCACCCUUGGCCCCUCCUUGUGUUGCCAAUUUAUUAACAGCAAAUAAACCAAUUCAAUGGAGACUAUUAAAAGAACUUUAUUUUAA